Messenger RNA from Entrophospora candida, 234 nucleotides. The record is from the annotation of a GenBank genome assembly. NCBI's taxonomy places the organism in Eukaryota, Fungi, Glomeromycota, Glomeromycetes, Entrophosporales, Entrophosporaceae.
AUGUAUAAAGACAAAGACAAUUGGGAACAAGUCUGGUACAAGCUGAGAGGUGUAUCAUUAAAAUUGUUUAGAACAACUAGGAACAAUGAUUCAACAAAUGAGGCCCUUGACUCUUUAUGUGAGAUUGAAGAGGAUGAUGAUAUGACUUUCUUUGAAAAUAUCACAAGAGAAGCCUUUGCUGGUGAUAGAGGAAAAGCAAAUGGCACCAACAAAAGUUUGUAUGGGCAAUAUUAA